AUGUCUGAGUCAAGCAGUGAUGGAGGGAAGUGGUUGGACGCUCACUAUGACCCGGUGGCGGGCCUCUUCACUUUCUCGUCGUGUGUGGACCUGGCGGACCUGAGCGGGGACGGGGAGAGUCGGCUGGUGGUUGGCGACCUGGGCUCGGGUUCAUCAGGCAUGAAGCUAAAGGUGUACCGGGGGACAGCGCUGCUGAGUGAGAGCACCCUUCUGGACCUUCCCGCUGGCCUCGUCGCCUUCUUCAUGGACCUGCAUGAGCCGCGCAUCCCCGCCGUUGCCGUGGCGUCCGGACCCUGCGUCUAUGUCUACAAGAACCUGAGGCCGUACUUCAAGUUCACGCUGCCCGGUCUGGAGGUGAACAUGCUGGAGCAGGACGUGUGGCAGCAGGUGAGGGAGGGUCAGAUCGACCCUCUGACCCUGAAGGAGAUGCUGGAGAGCAUCAGGAAGAAGGCAGAUGUCCCACUGUCUGUGCGUUCGCUCAGGUUCCUCUCUCUGGAGACUAACCACAUGGAUGAGUUUGUCCAGCUGCACAAACAGCAGCCAAUCAGACGACAGACGGUCAUCACCUGCAUCGGGACUCUGAAGAAGAGCACGGCCGAUGAGGACGGCGUCAGCUGUUUGGUGAUCGGGACAGAGAGCAGCGACGUCUACGUCCUCGACCCCGAGGCCUUCAUCAUCCUGUCCAAGAUGACGCUGCCGUCUCCCCCCACCAUGAUGGAUGUGACGGGUCAGUUCGACGUGGAGUUUCGCAUUACGGUGGCGUGUCGCAAUGGAAACAUCUACAUCCUGCGCAGGGAAUCGGACAAACCGAAGUACUGCAUCGAGCUGGCGUCUCACCCGGUGGGUCUGGUCAGAGUCGGGAAGAACGUUGUAGUCGGCUGCACUGAUGAAAGUCUCCAGGGCUUCACGCAGAAGGGGAAGAAGCUGUGGCAGACCGUCCUCCCUGCUCCCAUCACCACCAUGGCGGUCAUGGACCUUCCCACACGGGGGUUCCAGGCAGUUCUGGUGGGCCUUGCUAACUGUGAGGUGCAGCUGUUCCGAGACAAGAACCUGCUGAGCACCAUCAAGACGCCUGACGUGGUCACCAGCAUCUGCUUUGGCCGGUAUGGACGUGAGGACGGGACAAUGAUCAUGACCACCAAGGGAGGUGGCCUGAUGGUAAAGAUCCUGAAGAGGACGGCAGCGUUCGACGACAGGGACAGCGCCCCCGGGCCACCGCUGGCCCAGAGCGUCCGCCUCAACGUGCCCAAGAAGACCAAGCUGUACGUUGACCAAACGCUGCGGGAGCGAGAGAAUGGUGUGACCAUGCACCGCGCCUUCCAGAUGGACCUGAGCCGCAUGCGUCUCGCUGCUGCCAAAGCUUACGUCAAGGCUCUGGAGUCCAGCCUGACACCGGUGUCCUCAAGCCUUUCCGAACCGCUCAAGAUGAACGCCGUGGUUCAGGGUCUGGGUCCAUCCUUCAAACUGACCCUGAACAUCCAGAACACGGCAGCCUGUCGGCCCAUCAUGAACCUGGCCAUCAGCUUCCUGUACGACCAGAGCCUGUACCGCAUGAGGAACCCGUACAUGAGGAUCCCGCUGCUGGUGCCUGGACUCGUCUACCCCGUCGAGACCUUUGUGGAGUGCACCAGUGACAAGGGCAUCUCUGACAUUAUCAAGGUGUUCGUCCUGCACGAGGGAAAGAGCUGCCCCCUGCUGACCGCUCACAUCAACAUGCCGGUGAGCGAGGGACUGAUGCUAAACUGACGAUGCCGUGUUGCAACUUUAUUUAAAACAGAAACAAGGACACAGAGGUUUAACAUUUGGAAACUUAAAGUUAAAAAUCAUUAAAUCAGAGUACGGAAGCAAAGAAAGAGCAAAACUGACAUUUGAGUUUCACUCAAUUUAUUACAUUUAAAUAUUUUAUUUUGAUAGAUGAAUGUGGGUCAUAUUGAUAAAUAAAUAGAUAAAUAAAAGUCAAACUUGAGCGAUUUGAACGGUCCAAUCAGACUCUGUUCUGUUAGUCACACGAUGCAAAACGCAGUGACCAUCCAUUCAGGUCAUUAUCACAAAGGAAACUGAUUUUAUAUAGAAUUGUAAAAUGAGAUGUUGACUCAUCAGGUGAAUGUAGAUUUUUCUGAUGUAAA
This is a messenger RNA of Paralichthys olivaceus (Japanese flounder), 2126 nucleotides long. NCBI's taxonomy places the organism in Eukaryota, Metazoa, Chordata, Actinopteri, Pleuronectiformes, Paralichthyidae. The record is from RefSeq and is a predicted model, not a curated record.